AAUUCUGAACCAAAAAGCCAUUAUCAAUUUGCCACUUUUUCUCUUCCUCCCAAGAAGACACCGUUCACGAUGGCUGUAGUAAUAGGUAACAUAGCUCCCUUCCUAGACCUCGUAAUAUCGCCACCUCGUACUAUCAUCCCCGACCGCAGCAAAAUCCGGCCGCUUCCUUCGGACGUCGUUCUACACCUCUUCAAAAAAGACCACCAGAACUUCAAUUCCGAAUCGUUUUCAUUCGAGAACAAAGAAAGGCAUGUGAAUAUUAGGGGGAAAUCUGGUCGGUCGAAGGUGAAUGAAGUGGAGUUCGAGAAUUCCAGUGACGAUGAAAAUGGAAAUGGAAAUGGAUUCGAGGAGGAAAUUGUGGAAGAUGAGGGUUUUGAUUGGGAGAAGGAGAUGAAGAGGAGAGUUAAGGAAAUUGAAGAAAUGAGAGAUUUGGAAAAGAAAGCUGAGGAACUGCAGUAUAAAGUCGAUAAAGAGUAUGAUAAUAACAGCGAGGAUGGUCUGGAUGAUAAUAGGGAAGAUACUGAAGAAGAGAAGCGGAUGAGAGUUCGAAAAGAACUCGAAAAGGUAGCAAAGGAACAAGCAGAGCGGAGGAAAACAGCUCAGUUAAUGUUCGAAUUGGGUCAGAGGGCUUAUGGUAAGGGUAUGUAUGGUCGAGCAAUUGAAUUUCUUGAAGGUGCACUGACAAUCAUUCCCCGGCCCACUUUGUUUGGCGGUGAGAUACAAAUAUGGCUUGCUAUGGCUUACGAAGCAAAUAAUCGCCAUGCAGAUUGCAUUGCUCUUUAUCAGCAGUUAGAAAAGAAGCAUCCAAGUGUCAGCAUACGACGCCAAGCUGCAGACUUGCGCUACAUAUUGCAAGCACCUAAACUCAAGAUAUCGCAGGAAGAAAUGGUCACCAUCCCAUUGAUAGGUUCGAGCUAUGACAGUUAUGCAGCAACUUGGACUGAUAAAAACAAGGACAGAGACGAAAGGAGAAGUGGUUCCACGACUAGCCAGCUUCCAUCGACCAGAGACUAUUUGGCAGACUUUCUAGUGUGGAAACCACCGGUCGAUUUGGAGAAAAACCAAGCUUUCUGGGUAGCAUUAACUCUAUGGGUUGGCUUGGUUGGAGCUGCACUCUUUUUGCAAAGUUGAAGUUUGCGCAUUUGUGCAGUUGUGAUGUUUAGUUUGUACUUUGUAUUCUUUCUAGGUAUACUUUGUUGUUGUACAAUUUGUUCUUUGUAUUACUGUUAUUGUAUCAUAGAAAUCAAUUUGAAUGCUAUGCUAUAAAAUCCUAAUUUAUAUUCCUC
Olea europaea var. sylvestris is the source of this 1286-nucleotide messenger RNA. RefSeq lists its product as uncharacterized. The record is from RefSeq and is a predicted model, not a curated record. Gene Ontology annotation, cellular component: chloroplast thylakoid membrane. The transcript is spliced from 4 exons. Gene Ontology annotation, molecular function: protein binding. NCBI's taxonomy places the organism in Eukaryota, Viridiplantae, Streptophyta, Magnoliopsida, Lamiales, Oleaceae. The coding region runs from base 70 to 1131 and encodes 353 amino acids.